GAUGUCAAUAUGCGGCUUGGUGCGGCGCUGGGAAACAGAACCACUGGAAAGAUGUAAACCAAGUAACCAGCAAAUACCAGCCUCAACGAAGACACUAAACCAAACCUCCGGGGAAACCUUACCUUUAGGCGGAGAGGCGGAAACCACAGCAGCGGGGCAGCUCGCCGGGUCUCUUGCCUCCGAAGCAGCGGAGCGUCUGUCUGAAAGCAGCCAUCUUUUGUGAGAGAAUGUACGGGGCGACGCGGCGGGCCUGCUCGGGCUCUGGCCGGGGCCGGAGCCUGCUGAUGCUGUCGACCGCGCUCCUGCUCUCGGUCGUCGGGCUGCUCUCCGGGCUGCCCGGCGUCACCGAGGCGAAGGAAUGCGACAAGCCGUGUAUGAACGGCCAGUGCAACACCGCUACGGGCAACUGUGUGUGCUUCCCCGGCUGGGUUGGGGACCAAUGCCAGCACUGCGGAGGGCGAUUCAGGCUGACGGGGCCCUCCGGGUAUCUGACCGACGGACCGGGAAACUACAAGUACAAGACCAAGUGCACAUGGCUCAUCGAGGGACAGCCCAACACUAUACUUAGAUUAACCUUCAACCACUUUGCCACUGAGUGCAGCUGGGACCACCUCUACGUGUACGAUGGAGACUCCAUUUACGCUCCUCUUCUCGCUGCUUUCAGUGGUCUUAUCGUUCCUGAGCGUUACGGGAACGAGACGGUUCCAGAGGUGGUGUCUCAGUCCGGCUUCGCUCUGCUGCACUUCUUCAGUGACGCUGCCUACAACCUGACCGGCUUCAACAUUUCCUACAGGGUGAAUACAUGUCCCAACAACUGCUCAGGCCGUGGCGAGUGUCGCGUGGGCGUCUCCGAUGGCUCGGUGUACUGCGAGUGUGAGGGCAACUGGAAGGGAGAAGCCUGCGACGUCCCGUACUGCAUGGCCGACUGCGGCCACCCCGAACGAGGUCGCUGCCAGGACAAGAUGUGCAUCUGUAACACCGGAUGGCAAGGUCCAGACUGCUCCAUCUCAGUGCCUGCCAAUUCCUCCUUCUGGAGCCGGGAGGAGUACACCGAGGCCGGGCUGGCCAGGGCUUCCCACAAGGCCGUGGUGGACCAGGGCAUCAUGUGGGUCAUCGGAGGCUACGUCUUCAACGCCUCCGACUAUCACAUGGUCAAAGCGUACAACAUGAGCAGCAAGAGGUGGCUGACCCUCGACCCCUCCGUCAACACCGUCACGCCACGAUACGGCCACUCACUGGCUCUUCAUGAGGGAAAGAUCUUCAUGUACGGAGGAAAGAUCGACUCCUCAGGAAACGUGUCCAGCCAGCUGUGGGUUUUCCACAUCCAGAACCAGACCUGGGUCCUCCUGAGCCCCCGGGCCAAGGAGCAGUACGCCGUGGUGGGACACUCGGCCCACAUCGUGCCUCCCGUCCAGGAGGGGGACAGCCCUGUCAUGCUGGUGCUGUUUGGACACUGUCCUCUGUAUGGUUACAUCAGCCAGGUGCAGGAGUACAAUAUCGCCAAGAACACGUGGAGCGUGGCGCCUACGGACGGCGCGCUGGUUCAGGGCGGCUACGGCCACAGCAGUGUUUUCGACCCGGGCACCAGAGCCAUCUACAUCCACGGCGGCUACAAGGCCUUCAGCGCCAACAAGUACGGCUUGGCUGGAGACCUGUACAAGUUCGACGUGGACAAGAGAAAGUGGACCAUUCUGAGAGACAGCGGCUUCUUCCGUUACCUCCACACGGCGGUGAUAGUGAGCGGGACGAUGCUGGUGUUCGGAGGAAACACACACAACGACACGUCCAUGAGCCAUGGCGCCAAGUGCUUCUCCUCUGACUUCCUGGCCUACAGUCUUGCGUGCGAUGAGUGGACGGCGCUGCCUCGGCCGGACCUCUUCCAUGACGUCAACCGCUUCGGACACUCUGCCGUCUUCAGUGACAGUGUGAUGUACGUGUUCGGCGGCUUCAACAGCCUGCUGCUCAGCGACGUCCUCAUGUACACCUCGCCCAGCUGCUCGGCCUUCUCCAGCGAGUCGUCCUGCAGCCAGGCCUGGCCGGGGAUCCACUGCGUCUGGAACAACACCCAGGGGACGUGCCUGCCCUGGGAGGGCAACGCUGUAGGACCUGAACAGCAGCAGCUGACGGCCUCCUGUAACACAAGAUCAUAUGCCGAUAACGAGAGGUGUGAACAAUACACCGACUGCUACAGCUGCACCGCCAACACCAACGGCUGCCAGUGGUGCGCCAGCCAGUGUGUGUCCCUGGGAAGCAACUGCACCUCCACCGCAGGGGCAAUAGGGGAGUACGAUGUUUGCCCCAAGGACAACCCCUCGUACGUGUGCAACAAGAAAACCAGCUGCAAGAGCUGCGCCGUGGAUCAGAACUGUCAGUGGGAACCUCGCAACCAGGAGUGCAUCUCCCUGCCAGAAAACGUGUGUGGUGAAAGCUGGCACCUGGUGGGCAACUCCUGUCUGAAGUUCAUCACGGCGAAGGACUCGUACGACAACGCCAAGCUGGCCUGCAGGAGCCACAACGCCGUGCUGGCCUCACUCACCACGCAGAAGAAGGUGGACUUUGUCCUGAAGGAGCUGCAGAUCAUGAGCGUGGUGUACAAGGCCACAGUGACGCCCUGGGUGGGGCUCCGGAAAAUCAACGUGUCGUACUGGUGCUGGGAGGACAUGUCGCCCUUCACCAACACCACCCUGCAGUGGCUGCCCGGGGAGCCCAGCGACGCCGGCUUCUGCGGCUACCUGGCCGAGCCGGCGUCCAGCGGACUGAAGGCGCAAACCUGCAUCAACCCGGUGAACGGCAGCCUGUGUGAACGACCAGCCAACCACAGCGCCAAGCAGUGCCGGACGCCGUGUGCCAUGCGAACCACCUGCAGCGAAUGCACCAGCAGCAGCUCCGAGUGCAUGUGGUGCAGCAACAUGAAGCAGUGCGUCGACUCCAACGCCUACGUGGCCUCCUUCCCCUUCGGACAGUGCAUGGAGUGGUACACCAUGAACACCUGUCCACCGGAGAACUGCUCUGGGUACAGAACAUGCGGACAGUGUCUGGACCAGCCCGGCUGCGGCUGGUGCACCGACCCCAGCAACACGGGCAAAGGUCAGUGCAUCGAGGGCUCGUACCGCGGGCCCUUCCAGACCUCGGUGCCGGCCCCGUCCACCCUGCCCGGUCUGCCCGCCAGCCCGCAGCCGGCCCUCAACGCCAGCAUGUGCCCCAGUGAGGCCAAAUACAACUGGUCCUUCAUCCACUGCCCAGCUUGUCAGUGUAAUGGUCACAGUCAGUGCGUCAACGAGAGUGUGUGCGAGAAGUGCGAGGACCUGACAACCGGCCGGCACUGCGAGAGCUGCAUUUCCGGCUUCUACGGAGAUCCGACCAACGGGGGCAGCUGCCAGCCCUGCAAGUGUAACGGCCACGCCAGCAUGUGCAACCCCAACAACGGCAAGUGCUUCUGCACCACCAAGGGCAUCAAGGGAGAUCGCUGCCACCUGUGUGAAGUCGAGAACCGUUACCAAGGCAACCCCCUCAAAGGAACGUGCUACUACACGCUCCUCAUCGACUACCAGUUCACCUUCAGCCUGUCACAGGAGGACGACCGCUACUACACCGCCAUCAACUUCGUGGCCACACCUGAGGAGCCAAACCGGGAUCUGGACAUGUUCAUAAACGCCUCCAAGAACUUCAACCUGAACAUCACCUGGGCCACGAGCUUCACCGCAGGAACCCAGACCGGGGAGGAGAUCCCCAUCGUCUCCCGGAGCAACAUCAAGGAGUUCAAAGACAGCUUCUCCAACGAGAACUUUGAUUUCCGCAACAACCCCAACAUAACGUUCUUUGUCUACGUCAGCAACUUUACGUGGCCCAUUAAGAUUCAAAUCGCCUUCUCGCAGCACAGUAACUUCAUGGACCUGGUGCAGUUCUUUGUCACAUUCUUCAGCUGCUUCCUGUCCCUGCUCCUGGUGGCCGCCGUGGUUUGGAAGAUCAAACAGAGCUGCUGGGCGUCAAGGCGACGAGAGCAACUGCUAAGGGAGAUGCAGCAGAUGGCGAGCCGGCCUUUCGCCACCAUCAACGUCGCCUUGGAGACGGACGAAGAGCCGCCUGACCUGAUAGGAGGAAACGUCAAGUCUGUCCCGAAACCCAUCGCCCUCGAGCCUUGCUUCGGCAACAAAGCCGCCGUGCUCUCCAUCUUUGUGCGGUUACCCAGGGGCACCGGCGGCAUCCCUCCUCCAGGACAGUCUGGUCUGGCGGUGGCCAGCGCGCUGGUGGACGUCUCUCAGCAGAUGUGUGUGGGCUACAAGGAGAAGUCCGGAGGCCUGAGGAACCGCAAACAGCAGCCCACCGCACAGCCAUCCACCUGUAUCUGACCACGCCCCCCAUCCUCCUCCACCAUUCCCGGCCCGACGCUCUCCAAUUUAGCCCCCUGCCUCGGCCCCCUCCUUCAGAGACUUCUGCCAGCUCCGCUCUGGCAGGGAGAGGUGCAUGCUGGGACGCAGGACUGGAACAUUUUGGUGAGGGGCCGAGUUGUCCAGUGCACUGAAGCCUCAGUGGGCCCCCCCCUCCCCCUUCUCUCCUCCCGCAGGAACUUUUGGUCCCUUCAAACUGAAUGAAAGACACUGGACACAGAGGAGGGGGAGGGAGGGAGGGACAAAGCGGGUGCUGCCUCCACCCUUUCCCAUCGAAAAAAAAAAACAUUUUACAUUUGUCGACACCGCCUCGUUAGAGUCGAGGCGGCCACGGCUUGCUGCUAGAAGAGAUCCUCGUCUCGUAGUUUUUUGGAAACCCAGAGACUUUGCAACCCUCUAUGUUCUUGUUUUACUUAAGUUAUUGUUGUUCUUUGUUUUGUAUUGUGUUAUUUUGAAUGCAGGAACAAACUGGACAUGUGUAACUGCACAUGCACACACACACACACACACACACACACACACACACACACACACACCACACACACACACACACACACACACACACACACACACACACACACACACACACACACACACACACACUCUUCCCAAAAAACCUACUUUCCAGGCCCUCGACCCAUUUGUAGCCCAUUGUUGCCUGCUGUCAAGUUCACAGCUCAGCACUGAGGGUGGUGUCACCGGAGUCCUGUACAGUUUGGCCUCCGAGCAAGCGAACAGCAUGUUCAGUCUUCCUUUAAUGAGGAUCCACUGUAGGAGGCCAGCCGUGCAGCCAAAGCCCAUCUGAAGUAUGUGACAUUUCUAAUCGGCCUCUGUCUCUUCUACCGCUGUCUUGUGGCCUGUCUGGAGCUUUGUCUCCGCCCGUCUCUCUCUCUCUCUCUCUCUCUCUCUCUGUCUCUCUCUCUCUUUCUCUCUCUCCCUCUCUCUCUCUCUCUCUCUCUCUCUCUC
This is a messenger RNA of Seriola aureovittata, 5354 nucleotides long. It is a transcript of the gene atrn, whose product is annotated as attractin. The transcript is spliced from 29 exons. Gene Ontology annotation, cellular component: Golgi apparatus. The record is from RefSeq and is a predicted model, not a curated record. Bases 228 to 4349 code for a protein of 1373 amino acids. Gene Ontology annotation, molecular function: protein binding. Lineage: Eukaryota; Metazoa; Chordata; Actinopteri; Carangiformes; Carangidae.